This is a messenger RNA of Nilaparvata lugens (brown planthopper), 2161 nucleotides long. RefSeq names its product ubiquitin-conjugating enzyme E2Q-like protein 1. The record is from RefSeq and is a predicted model, not a curated record. The coding region runs from base 1109 to 1939 and encodes 276 amino acids. The transcript has 5 exons. NCBI's taxonomy places the organism in Eukaryota, Metazoa, Arthropoda, Insecta, Hemiptera, Delphacidae.
AGGUGUGUAAAAAAUGAGCCUUAAAUCCUUUCAAUGCUGUGACUUGUAGAAUAACCAUCGUACAAGGAACAGACGAGUCAAGGUUUCCAGAGUAUAGAACUCUGUCAGACCAUUGCUAGCGUCUGCAAUCCUUCAGUCGUGAUGAUGCUUCGUUGAACCUGAACUACCUACCCUACUCAAACUGGCCUCAUCUAACCUAACCUGAACCAAACUCCCAGUGACUGCAAAAACUCAGCAGCUAGACUUCAAACACAAUUCUCACCAUAAAAACCUAAUUAGGCUAUUAUCAGAAACGGAUAUAGCCUACUAUUUCUCUGUAGAGUUGAUCUCAGCUAUUGUAAUCUCUACAGUAGGUCUACCUACACAGUUUGAAGCUAAAGCAUAACCUCACUCCUCAAAUUCAAAUUUCAUGUUUGUUAAAUUUGUAAACUAACUUGAUCCUUAUCUCCAGUUCAAAUGUCUUUGUACUUUUAACUUUAAAACAAAUCCUGAACUUCAAUUCAGACCUAACCUAGCCUUAACUUUAGUUUAAACCCCGUCUGCUUUGAAAUUGAAACCUAACCUAGAGUAACCUGAAGUUGUUUUCAAACGUUGAAAGUAGACUAUUGUUAACUUUAAAGCUGAAACUCGAGCAACCCUAACCUAAACAUUACUUUUCAACUAAAAUAAGCUUUGAAACUUUAAUUAAACCAAACUUAAAGUCCAGUUUACUUCAAUUCAACCUUAACUUUAGCUCAAACAUCUAUUUACCUAGUAAGUUUGUGAAACUGAAAUUAAACCUAACCUAAACUACAGUUCACUUUAAUUCAACCGUAACUUCAGUUCAAACACCAAUUUACAUAGUAAGUUUUGAAACUGAAAUUAAACCUAACCUAAACUUCUGUUUACCUUACUUCAACCUAAACUUUACAUCAACUUGGAUACUGAAAUAAAACCUUCACUAAACUCCAGUUUACUAAACUUGAAAUACACAUCAGUAUUUGAAGUUAUAGCUGAGACUCGACCUAACCUAUACAUAAACUACUAACCUAACAUCAACGAAUUAUUAUCCCAACUCUUUAAUAUACAUUUCAAACCUCAAAUGAUCUCCCAACUUUAAGUCGACAAGAUGACGUCAAAAUCGAAAGAGAAAAUGGCAGCCGCCUUCCGUAAGCUGUUCCACACUGGUGACAAGCACGGGGGCGGAGGCGGUGAUAAGACAGGGGCAGUUGCCGCCCCCGGCUCGCCCGCGGGGGCCGCUCGCCGCCUCCUGGGUCGCCAUGGGUGGGACCACGUGGUUUCGCCUGCCGCCUCCGAUAAGGGCGGCAACGGCCCCUCUAACGGCGGGGGCAGUGGAGGCGGAAGCGGAGGCGGAGGAUUCUUUAAGAAGAAGAGUUCGUCUAGCUCCACUGCGCUACCUACUGCUAAUGCGGAAAACUCGCUACGCGUGCGCACAAGACGUCUGAUGAAGGAGCUGAAGGACAUCCAGCGAAGUUCUGACCGUACCGACCAUAUAUUCACCGUAGAACUUAUCAAUGAUAAUCUCUUCGAGUGGCACAUCAGGUUGUACCGGAUCGACGCCGAAAGCGACCUGGCCGCUGACAUGCGCGAGCUUGGCGUCGCGUGCAUUUCGCUGCACUUGCUCUUCCCCGACAACUUCCCGUUCGAGCCGCCGUUCAUGCGCGUCGUGUCGCCGCGCAUCGAGAAGGGAUUCGUGAUGGAGGGAGGAGCCAUCUGCAUGGAAUUGCUCACACCGCGAGGCUGGGCCAGCGCAUACACUGUCGAAGCAAUAGUCAUGCAGUUUGCUGCCAGCCUCGUCAAGGGACAGGGAAGAAUAGCUAGGAAACCAAAAAGCGGAAGCAAAGACUUCAACCGACGACUGGCUGAGGAAUCUUUUCGGAGUUUGGUGAAAACGCACGAGAAAUACGGUUGGGUCACUCCUCCGCUGGCGGAUGGUUAACCAUUCGGCGAGUUGGCGAUUCGUCAAGAAACCAUCUGGAGAAUCGUUCGACCACCCGUCAAGUAACUAUCAGAGACACUGAUUCCUUCCAAUAAUUGUAAUUUUUGUCUUACCGUUGUUAUCAGCUGUAAUUUAACAGUCCUGUUGAUGUUUGUGUAAUAAUAUAAUUAUUAUAGUGAUUCCAUUCCAUUAUAUAUAUACAAUAUAAUAUAUGUGUAUGUA